Messenger RNA from Manis javanica (Malayan pangolin), 1142 nucleotides. The record is from RefSeq and is a predicted model, not a curated record. Lineage: Eukaryota; Metazoa; Chordata; Mammalia; Pholidota; Manidae.
AGGAGGUGGUGGGAGACGUGGUGGCGGUUGUGGGGGACGUGGCUGGGGUGGUGGGGGACGCCGUGGAGGUGGUGGGAGACGUGGCGGGGGAGGUACACGUGGAGGCGGGAGACCUAAUGGCGGCAGAGGAGGUGGUGGGAGACGUGCUGGUGGUGGAGGAAGAAGCGGUGAUGGGAGACGUAAUUGUGCUGGAGGUCGCGGUGGACGACAGGGAGCAGGAAGGUGAGGCAGUGUAUCUGGACGUGGAGCUGGUGCCCUUGGACAAUGAGGGGGACAGGGACCAGGAGUUCAGGGAGGAUGGGCAGCAGGGCGAGGCUGAGGGAGGCUUGGCAUAUGUGCAGACGGAGGAGGAUCCAGAGCAGGACGAGGGGCAGCUCGAGGAAGGGCCGGGCCAGGGGCGGCAGCAGUGGCAGCCUGGGGAGCAGGAGGAGGACAGGCCGGAGGAGGAGCCGAAGCAUGAAGGGCCAGGGCCUGCCCUGGUGCUGAUGCCGGCCGUGGCCCCACUGGACGCGCUGCGGACCCUUCAGUUAGAGCUGGAGGUGCAGAAUGAGCAGGCCGCCAGGGCCUUCCGUCGGCUCAGGCUCAAGAUGUGUCAGAGGCGCAAGUCCCAGUUAGAAGUGAGGAGCACCAUUAUCCGGAGCAUCCCUGCCUUCUGGGCUAAGGCCGUAUCCUCGAUGCGCCCCGCCAUGCCUAUCAUGGGAACGCUCCUUGACUUUCAGCAGAUUCAGAAUCAUCCCCACUUGUCACCCCUGAUGGGACACUGGGACAAAGCCAUACUUGGCUUCAUGAGCAACCUGGAGGUGAAGGAAUCCAGGCGCCUGGGUGAUUGCUGCAAGAUCGUGCUAUUCUUCGACAAAAACCCCUACUUCUACAAUGAACAGAUUGUUAAGGAGUACGUCGUCGGUGUCACCAGAUACAGGGCGUAUGACUCUACCCCAGUUCGGUGGACGCAUCAUUAUGAGUGUAAGGCCCACAGGCUCAGGCACCAGAACGGUGGCCUUAACUUCUUCAACUGGCUGUCAGUCCACAGCUUUGCCGGGUCUGGCCGGAUUGCAGAGGUCAUCAGCGAGGACCUGUGGCCCAAUCCCCUGCCGUACUACCUGAGAAGCAAGGCUAUGAGGAAAGAAGUGAUGGGAGGUCAG